GAGAGAAAUGAAGGGAUGGCGGAUAAACCAUGAUAGUUUUUCACAAGAAAAAGACCAUAAUAUAUCACAAAAAAAGAAGCGGGAAAUACAACCAGCUGAAAGAGGUUGACUAAAGGUAUAUUCGAUCAGUAUGAUUGUCCGAAAGAACACUAAAAUGACCGAACAGCGCAGACCGUUGCGAGAAUGAGAUAAAUAUGCGUUCUUGUAAUCGACGGGUGUAAGUUUCUUCUACCCGUCACAUUUCUUUCGAAUGGUUGACAUUUAAUGUCGAGAAAAAAAAAAGUCGAAACAUAGUACGGUCAUCAGAUUCGAACUUUAAAAUGCGUCAACUGCUCAGUUGGUUCUGCUCUUUUUGUUAUGGAUUUGUCAGUAGAGCAGGAAAGUCUUGAGGCAAUUGGCUCAGAAGCAUUUCCAACAUCCCCUGAGAUCCUCUCAGAAGAGUCGCAUUCUUUAAUAGCGUGUUCAUCAGAUGAGUGCUCAAAUGCCGAGACUAAACAAGGAUCUGGAUUGUCUUCCAGUUGUUCCUCGGAUGUGGUGGAGUCUAUUCCAAAUGACAUUAUAAAUGAUGCAGGAAAUGACGAGGAACAGUGUGUCACCAUUGCAACAGAUACCAUCAACUGCAGCUCCCCACAAGUGUUACAUGACAGAGGUGAAGAGACAGAUGCAGACGAUACAGGUUUGCUGUACAUUCAAAACUGCAGCUCACCAGAGGAAAGUCAGCAAACUCAUAUGCUCGUGAUACCCAGGUCAAGGGAAGCAACCAAAAAUCACUCACGACUGUUUGAAUGUGAUUAUGCUGACUGUGGAAGAACAUUUAAUACUGCAGCGCAUCUCAGAUACCAUGUUCGAACACACACAGGAGAAAAACCAUACUCUUGUUCACACGAAGGAUGUGGUAGGAAUUUUACAUCAUCUGGCUACCUACGAUAUCACCAAUGUACACACAGUGGAAAAAGAACAUUCAAGUGCCAACACCCAGGGUGUGACCGCGUGUUUGCAUGGCCAGCACACAUGAAAUAUCACAUGAAGACUCACACUGGGGACAGAGCAUAUCACUGUUCUUUUGAAGGUUGUAACAAAAGCUUUUAUGUCUUGCAGAGGCUUAAUGUUCAUAUGAGAGUACACACAGGUGAACGGCCUUACACAUGUAAUGUGGAAAACUGUAUGAAAUCAUUUACAACACAAGGAAAUCUGAAGAAUCAUAUGCGCAUACACACAGGGGAGAGGCCGUAUACAUGUACUCAUGAAGGGUGCGGUCGCACUUUCACUGAACAUUCUAGUCUUCGGAAACACAAGCUUAUACACACUGGAGAGAAACCUUAUGUCUGUGAAAUCUGUGGCAAGACAUUUAGUCAGAGUGGAAGCCGCAAUGCUCAUCAAAAAAGACAUGCAGGUGCAAAUAAGGGUGAAAAGAGAAGUAAGAAGGCAUCUGGCAAAAUUGGUUCUACUGCACCAGUUGUUGAGGAUACAGAAAGUGGUCAAAUGCUUCAGCAUCUUGAUAAUAUGGUUGAUACAGGAGGUGAAGAUGAGCAAUCCAUUACUUCCCAAGCCCUUGUGUACUCGCAAGGAGAGCAUACCAUUGUAACACAAGCCUCAGAAGACCAGUUGGUAUUAGCUCAACCUAUCGUAGCUAAAGAAGUAUCCAUAGAAACCACACCAGUUCAGACGAUGUCUCUGCUAGUGCAUGCCACUGAUGACCCAAUGGUAAAUCCAGAUGGUCUUACUCAGGCAACUGCCGAUGUUGUGUCUCUGGCAGAAUCUGUCGUGGCUCAGCAAGCUGUCAUUCACACCAUGCUAGACGGAGCGGCCAUCAUUCCCACAAGUAACCAGUCAGAGAUGUCAGUUGUAGAUCAGGUGUUGCAUCAGUCAAAUGUCGAGCAUAUGAUGCAAGGUGUAGUGAGUCAACACAUUCUCGCAGGGCAGAUCCAACUGCCUCUUUCUGUGGAGCUAGAGCCAGCACAAGAACAGGGUGGGGUAGUACCCCACCUAACAGUGGACCUGUCGGGGCUCAUCCAACAGACUGAUGAACAGUCUGCACAAGAAAGUGAGGAAGAGGAAGUAGUUAAAGAGCAUGAAUUUCAUGUUGUCACAGAAGACAAUCAAGAUAUGCAAGAAAACUGACAAUAGUUCUUUUACAUGUCUGCAGCUGUUCUCAACUCUAUACAAUUUAACGAACAAAAUUAGUGACCAUUAAAAUAGAUAUAUUUAACAAAAUCAAGAUUUAAGUUUAUUACACGAUAAAAGAAUAGUCAUGGAAACCAGUCUGACCCCUCUCUAUUAGAUAUACGAGUUCUUUGAGAACAAACCAAAACUUGUCACUGAAUCAAGGGGAUAAGUUUCUAAAUAAACUAUGUUGCAUCGUGGGGAAGUAUAACAAGGUAAUUUUGGUUUUAUCAACUGAGUUGAGAUUGUAAGUUGACUACCAUAAAUAGUUGCGAAGCUGACGUUCCAAGCGUAAGCCCUUUGUCAGAGCGAAGGGUAAAGGGCUAAUGCGCUUGAGACGUCAGUUGAGAAACUCUACGGUGGCCCAGUUACAUUAACUAUUUCAGUUGAUAUAACCAAAAUUAUCUUGAAAAAUUAUCGCUGUUUACAUGAUAAUCAUUUCUGUUGACUGUUAAUUUUGGAAUUUAUGUUCUAUCCUUGAGGUAAUUUACCCGUGAUAUCACUGCAUAUUAGUAUGUUCUUCCAACAUUUCCCCCCGUUUUCUAUAGUUCUGACAAGGAGAAUUACUUUAGCAAUCAAGAACUGCUGUUUGUGCUUUGUUCCACUGCUUGAUUUAGAAAAGUAUCUCCAGAAAAAGUUGGACAGUAAGAGCCAAGCAGCUUGACCACUAAAGAACGUUUCAGUGUGCUUACUGACCACGCGUACUUUACAUUUCCCAUAGUUUCCAGUUAAUAGGUGUAGUUUUAAUUCUUCGCUCUACCUCAAAACUAUAAGCAGUCUCUACCUUUUGGCCAAGUCUGUAGCGCGUGCGAAAGAAUCCGCGAAUAGAAAUUUUUCCCUCCUAGCAAGGAAAGCGAACUUUUCCUUCCUACAGGAUGCAACUUUGCCCCCUGGCUUCCCCGUGAUUACGACAAGAGUUUACCUAGAUUGUUUCGUCAGAAGGUUCUACUCAAGAAAUCGGGAUGCAUUUUAGGAUGUUUUCAUCAAAAUGUGGUAAAGGGCAUGUGCUUCAGUUAGCACAGCUGGCCAUCAAGAGAGAUGUAUCUAGCCAGGAGUACUAAAGUUUCAGCUGAUGCGUCACCUCACAGCUGAACAAACUGGUAUCAAAUGCCAAGUUUACUUCAACAAAUCAACUUGAGGGGGUUGAACAACGUUAACAUGCCUAAGGACAUUGACUAGAACGUUUAGCAUGUAAUGGGCUUCUUAACAGCUCCAUUCAUCAGGAAAAAUUUAACAUUAUCCUGGGAAGCUGGGUGUCAAGUUUCUUAAUUACCUCUAUUUCCCCCACUAUUAAAUGUUAAAAAAAGAAAAAAUAAGAAAAGAUAUCAUUCAAAAGUAAUUUAUUGUCAAUAAAUGCCAAGUUGCAUCCAAACAUAAAAAAAAUCCAAUUAUUAGACAUACAUGAUCCAAAAAUAACUCUGACAAGAUGAAAUCAAGUAAUUCAACUCUUACAGUGAUUGACAUAUAGAUCUGUUUUGUGUGCUGCCUGCCGGCUGCGUAAAACCAGACUAAAAAAACCCUCUGUGGGACAAAAACAGUCUGGAAACAUAGUCCUGGCCCAAUGCAAGCAGCUGACACC
Stylophora pistillata is the source of this 3742-nucleotide messenger RNA. RefSeq lists its product as uncharacterized. The record is from RefSeq and is a predicted model, not a curated record. Gene Ontology annotation, biological process: regulation of transcription by RNA polymerase II. Gene Ontology annotation, molecular function: RNA polymerase II cis-regulatory region sequence-specific DNA binding; DNA-binding transcription factor activity, RNA polymerase II-specific. Gene Ontology annotation, cellular component: chromatin; PcG protein complex; transcription regulator complex. Lineage: Eukaryota; Metazoa; Cnidaria; Anthozoa; Scleractinia; Pocilloporidae.